AUGGAUAACGUCCAAUACGCAACAUGGGCUGAGCUUUUCAAGGUCCAUUGCCGUUCUGUCAAGGUACUUCAUCACAUCAUUCGUCCUUUUAAAGACACUCCCAUUUCUGAACCCAAAAUUGAUGCUGAAAAAGAAUUAUGGAGCACACUUGAUGCCACGGUUUUAGGAUGGAUUUAUUCUACCAUCUCUGAGGACCUUCUCAAUACCAUCCUUGAGCCCGACUCAACUGCCAUGGACACUUGGAAUCGUCUGCAAGACAUAUUCCAAGAUAAUAAACAUUCUCAAGCCGUCACUCUCGAACAAGAGUUCUCACCCACUCACAUGGCAGAUUUUUCGAGUGCCUCGUCUUAUUGUCAAAGGCUCAAGGUUCUCUCCGAUCAACUUAAAAAUGUCGGAGCCCCGGUUUCCAACAACCGGUUGGUAUUACAAAUGGUUGCAGGACUUACUGUGGCAUACAAUAAUGUCGGCACUCUCAUUCAUCAAAGUGACCCAUUACCACCCUUCUACAAAGCCUGGUCUAUGCUCAUCCUUAAAGAAGCCGGCCUUACCAAACAAGCUGCCACCACCGGCGACACUGCUCUGGUUGUUACUCCUUACAAAGAUUCCGACUCCUCCUCCUUUUAUUCGGAUUCAUCUAACCACCACAAAAAUAAACCAAAAAAUAACAACUGUAAUAAUACGCAUAAAAAUAAAAAUCAUGGUGGCAAGGGUGGUGGGCGCGGUGGCGGUGGUGGCGGUCGGACCUCCGGUGGUGGUCAUGGUGGCCACGGCAGCAGUACUGUCGGCCAGGACCAACGGCAGUGGCAGCAUGCAAGUCCUUGGAGUUCUGCUCCUUAUGGUUAUCCGUGGCAGUGGGGUGUUGUUCCCCAUGCCCAUAUCCUUCCACAUGGGACAUGCCCACUUCUUUCCCUCCAAGGACCCAGCAGCAACAGUCCAGCAUUCUUGGACCAAGGCCUCCACAAGCCUAUUCUGCCACAGCUUCUCCAACUGACAUCGAGGCUGCUAUGCACACUCUUGGACUCACUCCUCCUUCCCCACGUGGUACAUGGACACCGGGGACACGUCUCACAUGAUAUCUUCUCAAGGUACACUCUCUUCUUAUUUUAA
This is a messenger RNA of Beta vulgaris subsp. vulgaris (sugar beet), 1107 nucleotides long. RefSeq lists its product as uncharacterized. Lineage: Eukaryota; Viridiplantae; Streptophyta; Magnoliopsida; Caryophyllales; Amaranthaceae. The record is from RefSeq and is a predicted model, not a curated record. The transcript has a single exon. The coding region runs from base 1 to 1107 and encodes 368 amino acids.